AAUCAACUCAACUCAAUCUAGCCUAACAUAACUCAAAAAUAUAUAAUACAGAUAUAUAUAAUAUUAUAAUAUAAUAUAUACACAUAGACUCCCAUAAAGUACUCUGAUCAAGUCAUAUCGUACAAACAAGGUUCUCUGUCACAGUUGACAUGUCCAUCCAACUUAUUGUUGCCACAAAGGCAUCACCCAUCAGCUAUGGUGUGCUAGCUGCCGCCGAGCAGGUAAACGCCAUCAAGCCUGGUGCUAUUACUAUCGAGUACCCUGAUACCAAGACAUUGGAAGCUGAAGGAGGUGCUACAGCCGUUGCAAAGUUCAAUGGCCAAACCUACUCCUCCACCAACGCAAUUGUCCGUCUCUUUGGCAGACUUCACCCCGAGACUGGUCUUUACGACCCCAAGGAUCCCAUUAGCUCAACCUUGGUUGAUCAGUGGCUUGAUUUUGCCGAGUCCAAGUUGUCCAUCUCGGAUUUCAAGGCUCUUGAUGCUACUUACAAGGAGCUCAACAAGCAUUUGACUCUUCGUUCUUUCAUCGUUGGCUACCAGCUUACUUUGGCCGACUUUGUCGUGUGGGGUGCCUUGAGAGGUUCUCCCGUAUUUGCUCGCAUCGUCAAGACCAAGAAGGAAUCCCUCGGUGUUUACCUUGUCCGUUGGUACGAGUACAUCAACACCCUUGAGGUCACCAAGAAUGCUGUCGAGAAGAUGCAGAAGCAAGACAAGCUCAAGGUCAAGUCCAACGAGCAGGGCAAGUUUGAGAUUGGUCUCACUGAGGCCGAGAUGGGUCGCGUCGUGACUCGUUUCCCCCCGGAGCCCAGUGGUUAUCUCCACAUUGGUCACGCCAAGGCUGCCUUGAUGAACCAGUACUUUGCCGACACUUACAAGGGAAAGCUUAUCAUUCGUUUCGAUGACACCAACCCCAGCAAGGAGAAGACCGAAUUCGAGGACUCUAUCAAGGAGGAUCUUGCCCUUAUCGGCGUCACCUCCAACCAUGUCUCCCACACUUCCGACUUCUUUGACCAGAUGUACGAGCUUGCUCUCAAGAUGAUCAAGGAAGGCAAGGCUUACUGUGACAACACUGACCAGGAAACCAUGCGCGAUGAGCGUACUCGUGGUAUUCCUUCAAAGUGCCGUGACACUCCUGUUGAAAAGAACUUGGAGAUUUUCGAAGAGAUGAAGAAGGGUACCGAUACCGGACGUUCCUUCUGUCUUCGCGCAAAGAUCAGCCCCGAUGAUCCCAACGGUACCAUGCGUGAUCCCGUCAUCUACCGUUGCAACUUGACUCCCCACCACCACACCGGUGACAAGUGGAAGGUCUACCCAACCUACGACUUUGCCUGUCCCAUCGUUGACAGUCUCGAGGGUGUCACCCACGCCUUGAGAACCAACGAGUACCGUGACCGCAAUGCCCAGUACAUGUGGAUGUUGGAGAACCUCGGUCUGCGCAAGGUUGUCAUCUGGGAUUUCAGCCGCAUGAACUUUGUCUACACCCUUCUUUCUAAGAGAAAGCUCCAGUGGUUCGUGGACAACAAGAUUGUCAGCGGCUGGGACGAUCCCCGCUUCCCCACCGUCAGAGGUAUCCGUCGUCGUGGUAUGACCAUCGAGGCCUUGAAGGAAUACAUCCUCAUGCAGGGUGCCUCCCAGAACGUCCUCAUGCUCGAGUGGGACAAGCUCUGGGCCAUGAACAAGAAGGUCAUUGACCCCGUUGCUCCCAGACACACUGCCAUCGUCAAGGACAAGAUGGUCCAGUGCACCAUCCAGGGCGCACCCACUACCCCUGAGUUCAAGGAACUUCCCAAGCACAAGAAGAAUCCCGCAAUUGGUCUCAAGAAGACUGCUUACUUUAACAAGAUUGUUCUUGAGCAGGAAGAUGCCAAGUCUCUCGAAGUUGGAGAAGAGCUUACUCUUAUGGAUUGGGGAAAUGCAUUUGUCCGCAACGUUGAAAAGAACGCUGAGGGUGAUGUUACCAGUGUCGAUCUUGAACUCCACCUUGAGGGUGACUUCAAGAAGACCAAGAAGAAGAUCUCCUGGUUGGCUUUUGGCGCAAACCUCGCUGUGGAUGCGCUUUUGGUUGACUAUGACUAUCUGAUCACUAAAAAGAAGGUCGAGGAAGGUGAUGAGCUCAAGGAUCUCAUUACACCUGUGAGCGAGUUCAAGACCCCUGUUGUUGCUGAUGCCAACAUCAAGGAUCUCAAGAAGGGUGACGCUAUGCAGUUCGAGCGCAAGGGUUACUACAUCCUCGACUCGGUCGCUACUGCCACCACUCCCGCUACUUUCAUCCAGAUUCCUGACGGAAAGGCUGCCUCUAUUGCUUCAAAGGCUGACGAGAAGAAGACCGAGAAGCCAAAGAAGGAGAAGGCUGAGAAGUCCAAGAAAUAAAUUCGCCAACAGGUCAUAAAAGUCAUAACAGCAAAUAACGACCAUGACGACGAUAACGAUAACGACAACGACAGCAAUAAUAUUAAUAAUAAAACAUAAUAAAAAAUAUUAACAAUAGUAACAAUAAUAAUACAUAAUGAUGACCAAGAGAAGAGGAGAGAAGAGGAGAGAAAAAUAAAUAAAUAUAUAAAUAAAAGCUUUAUUUUUUGUAUC
Messenger RNA from Phycomyces blakesleeanus NRRL 1555(-), 2585 nucleotides. RefSeq lists its product as hypothetical. Gene Ontology annotation, molecular function: ATP binding; glutamate-tRNA ligase activity. The record is from RefSeq and is a predicted model, not a curated record. Gene Ontology annotation, biological process: glutamyl-tRNA aminoacylation; translation. The transcript has 9 exons. Gene Ontology annotation, cellular component: methionyl glutamyl tRNA synthetase complex; cytosol; cytoplasm. Lineage: Eukaryota; Fungi; Mucoromycota; Mucoromycetes; Mucorales; Phycomycetaceae. Bases 150 to 2372 code for a protein of 740 amino acids.